AAGAAAACACAAAAACAAACCUCUCGCUUGAGUUUUGGGGGGUUUGGGCCUCGGUCCAAGACUUCUCACAGGAACACAGGAAAUGACAUUUCCUAGGUUCUGCAGGACACAACGAAAGAGGCAGAGACAGAUGGAGAGAGGGAGAGAGAAAAGUGGGAGUUUCUAAGAAGGAACAGAGCAUAUACUGUUUCACAUUACAGAGAGAAGAGAGGAGAAAGAGGAGAGGAGUUAAUGCUGGGUACGGCUCUGGCAGGUCCUGCAGCCAGCCGCACUUUUCAAUGUAGCUCCCGGAGUAACAGCUGUUUAUGGAUUCACUGACAGUGGAAAAUGUACCUCUCUAUAGUGGCCUUUGUCCUAACUAAAGCUCUGCUCUCAGCAGAGGUUUGCCAUGCUCUAAACGUGACGGUGACGCCGGGCCCUGUCGUCAUGGUAACGGAGAAGGACAACUUGACCCUGUCCUGCCUGGUGUCCCAACGCAAGAGGAGCAACAGUGUCCUCAUCCUGCGCUGGUUCUACUCUCCCCCUGUGUCCCCCACAACAAUCCCUAAAGACUCAUCCCCUCAUCCUUCUACACAAGAACCAAAUCAGUUUCUCAUUGCUAAACUGGGAAUCAAGAAAAUUAAGCUCUAUGGGAACUACACACGGCGUUUCCCUAAGCCCAAGUUUCGCCUGUUUGAGGAGCAGGAGGGAGAGUUAUUCCGGUUGUGGAUUUUGAAUGUGUCUGGGAUGGACCAGGGACUGUACAGCUGCAAGGUUCAGGAGAUACGUAAACUCAGGAACACAUGGAGGUCCUCGUCGAACGGUACAGGCAGCACACAGCUAAUGGUGCACUUUACUCAUGAGGACAGCAGAGGGGAAGGACUGGGACAGUGGUCUGCAGAUGUGUACCUGGGGGCGGUGCUGAUCUGCUGUCUGGGCCUCUUGUCCAUCUUCUUCUUCACUUUGGUCCUGUCCUGCCAGUAUUUCUACAGAAGACAUAGACUCAAAAACAGUUAUCUUCUUGUCAAGUGUCCAGAAAGCAGCUCAGGCGAAACUGUGACCAGCUCCAGCAGCUCCUCCAGCUCCUCUCCAAAAGCUCUGAGAAAAGACACAAGACCCACAAUACCUGCCAGAACAAUAACACCACCCACACUACCCCGGGAGCCCCCACCGCACACACCAAACAAGGUCCCUGUUGCUGCAAAGAGACCCCAAAAGCCCAAAAGGUCAAAGCUGCUACAACAAAGAGCAGCUAAUGAGGACAGUUUGACCUACGCAGAGCUGGAGCUGGUUCGGCCAAGACCCCACCCUUCGGCCCUUUCAAGUGCGGACCCUGCACCUUCUGAUUCGGACACUGUUUACGCUCAGAUCCUCUUCCAGGAAAAACAGCUGUAAACUCUGCAGCUAAAGGAUUCAAUUUGUCAAGCCAAGCUAAUCCUCGAUGAUAUUUAUAGACAAUUAUCUUGACAUUAAACAGUCAUCUUGUAUGGCAUUAGUGAACUGGUUUUGUGCCUCAACUGUAACAUUGUGCAUUGGCUUGGCUCGUCUGUUCUCCAGAUGUGUGGGUAUGUACGAAUGCCAUAUUAUUCUUGUUUAAACUCAGGAGAGGAUGUAGAACAACCCUCGGCCAGGCUGUUUUAGUGUUGCCUUUGAGGGAUCUGUAAAUUCUGCUUUUCAUUUUCAUUUAUAAACAUCAUAAUUAAUGUAUGUGGUCAAUAAAUAUGUUUGUGGGAACAGAGAGUACAUUUUGGGGUUUUAUGGGAAAAAAGUUAGGACUGCUAAGAAGUUCAUCGGUUUAUUUUAUUUUUGGUUUGUCGGGGAUCCAGAAUACACACUUCUUCAAUACUUUAUGAAAAUGUGGGUAAGGUCACUGUUUUUAAAUG
Periophthalmus magnuspinnatus is the source of this 1862-nucleotide messenger RNA. RefSeq names its product V-set and transmembrane domain containing 4a (gene vstm4a). The transcript is spliced from 8 exons. The record is from RefSeq and is a predicted model, not a curated record. Bases 328 to 1374 code for a protein of 348 amino acids. Lineage: Eukaryota; Metazoa; Chordata; Actinopteri; Gobiiformes; Gobiidae.